GCCCACUGUGGCUGCAGGGUUAUUUGUCAGCAGAAUUUCUUUUCACAGCCUACUCUUAUCAGAAGAUAGCCACGAUUACUAAGCUAAAUUGGUAUGUGGAACCAUAUGGUGUUUUGGAGCCGCUUGGUUACUGUGGAGGAUAAAUAGCUCCUGACCCUGAACAGGAUCUUUGUAAGGAAAAAAAGCCCAAACCAACCCAAAGCGGUGUCCCUAUGCCUUAUAAGGCAUGGGCAGGCUGACUCCGGCGCUGAAGGAGGGGCGGUAGCGGAUUCCCGUGGCUGACUUUGCUCCGGCAGCGGUCGCAGGCGACUGAAGAAGUUGAGCUGAAACUGCAGACGUUUCGUCGCGACGCUCGGCAGCAAAACUCACUCUGAGAGAGGAAGGCAGCAGGUGAAGUUUGAAAACCCCCCACCGCUCCAUCAUGGGAAAAUCAGCUUCCAAACAAUUUGCUGAAGAAGUCUUGAAAGCACACAAUGACUACAGGAAGAAGCAUGGAGUCCCCCCAUUAAAACUCUGCAAGAAGUUAAACAGAGGAGCCCAACAGUAUGCAGAAGAAUUGGCUGCCACGAGAGUCCUCAAACACAGCUCCGAGUCUGCUAAUGGAAAAUGUGGAGAAAACCUAGCAUGGGCAUCCUAUGACCAACCAGGAAAAGAUGUGGCUGACAGAUGGUACAGUGAAAUAAAAAACUACAGCUUUCAAAAUCCAGGGUUUUCUUCUGGGACAGGUCACUUCACAGCAAUGGUUUGGAAGAGCACAAAAAGGAUGGGAGUUGGAAAAGCAUCUGCUAGUGAUGGCUCAACAUUUGUGGUGGCUAGAUAUGAUCCAGCUGGGAACGUAGUAAAUCCAGGCUAUUAUGAAGAAAAUGUCCUUCCUCCAAGAAAAUAACUUUUUUUUUUAAUCCUUUUUUUUAAUUGUAGUCCUAUUGUCAUUACAAGUGAACCAGGAUUUGGACUUAACAGUGCUUGAAAUGAAGUACAAUUCAGUGAAAUUUCCUGUUUUAUGCUGCUGUUCACUUCUCGUUACAGUGGAAGCAAUUAUAUGUUGCUUGAGCCAAUCUGUGCAUCAGGUCCCUGCUGUUUGUGAGGGGGGCUGAGUUUAUUUCAGGAUUAAACCCAUGCAGCAUUUCUGAAGGGUAAAACUGAGGGUGGGUUUUUUUAAUAGUUUGCCUGGAGUUGGUGUCAGCUUGUGAGUAAGCACAUUGGAUGUCUUUUUUUUUUAAACAAGAGAAUUUAUAGCUUUCUGUAAACUGAAGAUACCAGCCUGUGGUUAGAUCACCUACUCCCAGUUUUCCAGUAAUUUUGUAAUAACUGACUUCUUUCUCUGUCUAUACCUCCUGCUACUGUGGGGCUUUCUCUCUGCAGAUAGAACAUAUGCAAAACAACCUGUAUGAAAGGAAUGUGUGUAAAAGGUAGUGGCAUCCAGACCUAUGUGUUUGUGUUAAGAGGAUCUUAUGGAACACUAAAACAUUGCUGACCAAAUUGUAUGCAUCAAGCAAGCCAUAACUCAAGCAUGACCUGAAAGCUACUAACAUCCUUUAAACCCUAACAUUACAUUUUUAGGUGCUAGUAUCUAAAAUCUGUUUGAGAUUAGUAUAUUGCAAGUUCAAACCUCAUCUUACGGUUUUGUGUGUGUACAAUGCCUUAGAAUCAAACUGUUUGCUUCUGUUACAGGGAAUUAAGAUACUUUGUCUCUUAGUAUUUAUGCAUGAAAAAAAAGUUUUUUCUGAUAGAGAACAUUGGAUUUUAUUUCUCAAUAACUUAUUUUUGUUUCCUAUGGAAUAUCUUCUGCAGGUGUCACACUAUACAGACAGUAACAUUCCUAAUCAUCUCUUGUCUUCUUUUAAUAAUGUCACAGUAGGAGGUACUCACAUGGUCAUAAUUAAGAGACAUUUAUUCUUUGUUCAUAUUGUUCAAUAAUAGUAAAAAUAUCUCACAUGCUGGAUUGAUGCUUUGAAAAAAAUCAGGUUGAAUUUCCUUGAAAAAAAUGAGAUUGAAUGUCCUUGAAAGCAAGCAAGCAAACAAGCAAAAAUUUCUGAGGAUGCUUUUUUUCUCUUAGGAAAUUGGGCCCUUUUGGCCAGAUUCAUGUCUGUGCUUCAGUCUGGGGUUUUCUUUUCUUUUUAAAUGUUUGACUUCUGCCCAGAUUCUGUGUGCUGGGAUUUGGUUCAAGAGUGCCAUUACGAAAAUAUUUCUUUUUGUUUACACAGGUGUAAUAAACUGCACUGUUACAUCCUGAUUAUAUGUGUUGCAGUAUGUUACAAUCUUUGCACUGUAACUGAGAAUGUAACACAUAUAACAAAGAUCUGCAAAUUAAACAUUUUGGACUAUGUAUUAUUCAAGCCUUUGUUGAAUAAUCUCCAGAUUUUAUUUCUAGGACAUUAACACGUGACUUUAUUACUUUUGCAACAUGGAGAAAAUAAAAGCAGCAAAUAUUCCAGUCCAGGAAAGGUAGAAGAGACCCUCAAAGGAAUGAUGAAUUGCACAGCAGAUCAUAUAUCAGCCCUUUGUACAAAGAUUAAGACGACACUUGAAGCCCAAGCUGAAGAGGCCUACCUCUUUCUCUCUUGAACUCCUGCUUUGCAUCUCAUUCCAUUUCUGCUGCUCCCUUUCUCACUUGAUGUGUUCUCAGUGAAGAAUACCCACUCGACUCCCACUCAGGCCUAUGUGUUUCCAUAACUACAGUCUUGGGACCUUCCUUUCUUUAACCCUCAUCUGACAAAUGUUGCAGCUCCAAACAGGUGAAUGUUUUAUGUGCAGCACAUUAUCAUCCCUGAGAAUAAAAUCAGGACUUUCUGAAGAAAACAGGUUUACUGCAAAUGAAAUAAAGCUAAAAGCUGAUGUUAAAUACAUUAA
This is a messenger RNA of Pogoniulus pusillus (Red-fronted tinkerbird), 2850 nucleotides long. RefSeq names its product GLI pathogenesis related 2 (gene GLIPR2). The coding region runs from base 422 to 886 and encodes 154 amino acids. NCBI's taxonomy places the organism in Eukaryota, Metazoa, Chordata, Aves, Piciformes, Lybiidae. The transcript is spliced from 5 exons. Gene Ontology annotation, cellular component: extracellular region. The record is from RefSeq and is a predicted model, not a curated record.